AUGGACCGCGUAGAAGAAAUCCAGUCGGCCGCUCAGUCGGCGGCCGCUCGCGUCUCGGACAAGAUCCUCGAGCUCAGCGAACAGCUCGGUGCUCACCCAGCCGUCAAGAGCGCCCUCGACCACCCCAUCUUCCAGCACGAGAUCUUCCAGCAUCCCGCUUUCCAGCACCCCUUGCUGCGCGACCCCAUGGUUCUGGCAGCGAUUGCUGGUCUCCUUGUGAUCCUCCUCGUCUUCUCUUGUUUCCCCUCGAGCAACAAGGCGACUGUCGCCCGCCGUGCUGGUACUCGGACGGUCCUCUUUGUUGGUCCUCCUGAUAGUGGAAAGACGGCCCUCUUUGCAAAGCUCUCGCAAGACGAGCGGCCGCCGACUCACACCUCCCUCCUGCCCUCGGUGUCCACUGUUGCCCUUCCCUCUGACGGCGGCAAGCCCAAGGCCAUCCGCCUCGUGGACCUUGCGGGCCACGCCCGUCUUCGUGACCAGGUCGGAGAGCACGUCGAGACUGCGGACGCUGUUGUAUUUGUUGUCGACGUGGUCGCCCUUGUUCGCAACGCUGCUGCUGCUGCCGAGGAGCUUCCGCCUCUCCUGACCCAGCUCGCCGGCUCGGCCUCUCGCCGUGGCCUCUCUGCGCCGGCUCCCCAGCUCCUCAUCCUCGGCAACAAGACCGACCUCCUCGCCCGCGACGCUUCCAACACAUCCCCUCCCGAGCUGCUCCCGCAGUCGCGCGCGACGGCCCACGAGCGUGUCCAGUCCAUCCUCACUCGCGAGAUGGACCGCCUGAAGACGGCGCGCGGUGCCGGUGGCGUCGGCGGCCGUAUCGAGGGCAUGUCGCGCGUGUCUUCUGGCGGCCGUGGGUUCUGGGCUCGUCUGUUCGGCGGCGGCGGCGCCAGCACCGAGCCCGAGGCCAGCACCGAGGACGACGAGGCCCUUGUGUGGGGCGGUGCCGGACCGUUCCGCUGGGAGGACAUCGAGGGUGUCGAUGUCUCGUGGGCGGUGAGCGGUGUCGGCUCGGCCAACUGGACGGCGGUGACCGAUGGUGUGGGCAACGGGCUGGACGAGCUCACGGACUUCCUUGCGGACCUGUAG
Molecule: messenger RNA, 1083 nt
Organism: Apiotrichum porosum
Lineage: Eukaryota; Fungi; Basidiomycota; Tremellomycetes; Trichosporonales; Trichosporonaceae
Exons: 4
Coding region: 1-1083 (360 amino acids)
Source: RefSeq, a predicted model, not a curated record